This is a messenger RNA of Acomys russatus (golden spiny mouse), 957 nucleotides long. Its product is annotated as taste receptor type 2 member 104-like. NCBI's taxonomy places the organism in Eukaryota, Metazoa, Chordata, Mammalia, Rodentia, Muridae. The transcript has a single exon. The coding region runs from base 1 to 957 and encodes 318 amino acids. The record is from RefSeq and is a predicted model, not a curated record. Gene Ontology annotation, molecular function: G protein-coupled receptor activity. Gene Ontology annotation, cellular component: membrane. Gene Ontology annotation, biological process: sensory perception of taste; detection of chemical stimulus involved in sensory perception of bitter taste; G protein-coupled receptor signaling pathway.
AUGCUAAGUGCAGCGGAAAGUGCUCUUCUGUUUGUUGCCACUUGUGAAGCUGUGCUGGGAGUGUUAGGAAACACAUUCAUUGCACUUGUGAACUGCAAAGACUGUGCCAAGAGCAAGAAGCUUUCUAAGAUUGGCUUCAUUCUCACUGGCUUGGCAACUUCCAGGAUUUGUAUUUUAUGGAUAAUAAUGAUUGACUUAUAUAUAAAAUUAUUCUCUAUACAUGUAUUUACCUAUAGCAUCCUAUAUGAAAGCCUUAAUUAUUUAUGGGUAAUUAUGAACCACUUGAGCAUCUGGUUUGCCACUAGCCUCAGCAUCUUCUAUUUCCUGAAGAUAGCCAAUUUUUCUCAUUAUGUAUUUAUCUGGCUGAAAAGGAGAGCUGAUAGAAUUUUUAUCUUCCUAAAUGGAUGCCUUCUUGUCUCAUUGCUUAUUGAUAUUCCACAAACUGUGAAGCCGAUUAAUGACACUAAAAUGCAAUAUACAAACAUGUCCUGGCACAUUCACCUACAGGCAAAUGAGUUACUUAUUAAUCACAUCAUUUUUCAAUUUGGAAUUGUUUUCUUCUUUCUGAUUGCUGUCAUUACCUGUCUCCUGUUGAUCAUUUCCCUUUGGAGACACAACAAACAGAUGCAAUUGAAUGUGUCACGAUUCCAAGACCUCAACACAGAAGUUCAUGUGAAAGCCAUGAAGGUUUUAAUUUCUUUUAUCAUCCUCUUAAUCUUAUAUUUUAUAGGUCUGGCCAUGGAAAUAUACUUUUUUUGGCAAGAAGACACAUUGCUAUUUGUUCUUGGUAUGAUAAUUAUGUCCAUGUAUCCCUGCUGUCACUCGUUUAUUCUAAUUCUAGCAAACAGCCAGCUCAGGAAAGCCUCUUUAAGGUUAUUGCAACAAUUUAAAUACUGUGACAAUGAAGAUCUUGCAAGCACACAGCAGUGUGGCACUGACUUGAGUGCCCUGAAAUAA